AGGAGGAGAACCAGCUGACGGGAGAACCACACACACACACAAGAAGAGAGACACCAUGGCGGCGGAGAUCCAUUCGAGGCCCCAGACCGCCAGACCCGUCCUCCUGAACAAGAUCGAGGGCCACUCGGACGCCGUGAACGCGGCCGUCCUCAUCCCCAAAGAGGACGGCGUGAUCACGGUCAGCGAGGACAGAACCAUUCGAGUUUGGCUGAAAAGAGACAGCGGUCAGUACUGGCCAAGCAUCUACCACACAGUCUCCUCUCCGUGCUCAUGCAUGUCGUACCACCAUGACAGCAGACGCAUCUUCAUCGGCCAGGACAACGGAGCUGUUGUGGAGUUUCUUAUCUCUGAAGAUUUCAACAAGAUGAGCCACGUCAAGACAUAUCCAGCUCACCAGAACCGCGUGUCAGACAUGGUGUUCUCCCUGGAGAGUGAGUGGGUGGUGAGCACCGGACAUGACAAGAGUGUGAGCUGGAUGUGCACCCAGAGUGGCAGCAUGCUGGGGAGACACUACUUCACGGCCUGGGCCUCCUGCCUACAAUACGAUCACGAGACGCAGCAUGCCUUUGUUGGCGAUUACUCGGGGCAGAUCACGCUGCUGAAACUGGAGAAGCAGACGUACUCCACCAUCACUACGCUGAAGGGUCACGAAGGUAGCAUAGCGACCCUGUGGUGGGACCCCGUCCAGAGGCUGCUGUUCUCGGGGGCCGCCGACCACAGCGUCAUCAUGUGGGACAUCGGGGGCCGCAAAGGACGGACGUUGCUGCUGCAGGGACACCACGAGCGCGUUCAGGCCGUUCGUUAUCUCCAGCUGACGAGGCAGUUGGUGUCGUGCUCAGCCGACGGAGGCAUGGCGGUGUGGAACAUGGACACGCAGAGAGAAGAGGCGCCGCAGUGGUUAGACAGCGACUCUUGUCAGAAGUGCGAGCAGCCGUUCUUCUGGAACAUCAAGCAGAUGUGGGACAAUAAGACCCUGGGGCUCAGACAGCACCACUGCAGGAAGUGCGGCAUGGCUGUAUGUGGGAAAUGUAGUUCUAAACGCACCACAUUCCCAAUCAUGGGCUUCGAGUUCCCGGUGCGAGUGUGUGACGCCUGCUUUGAUACGGUCAAAGAAGAAGAUCGAACAGCUUUGGCCACGUUCCACGAGGGGAAACACAACAUCGCCCACAUGGACAUGGACCCAUCCAGAGGCCUGAUGGUCACCUGUGGAAGCGACCGCAUUGUCAAGAUCUGGGAUGUGACGCAGGUGGUUGGCUGUAGCUUAGCAACAGGCUUCUCUUCGCGCUGAUUGGCCUAACCCUACCCCCCCUCCACCCUUUGCACCCCUCCUCCAUGCUCCGCCCACUCUUCCAAUGUCAUGGAAACCCCUCUGUACAGUAUCAUUCCCCCCCUGCACCCAUCACUCCUGGGAUCUUCAGCUACAGCCAGGCUUGCUCUCGGUGAAUGUGUGUGCGUGUAUGUUUGUGUGUGUUUUGUAUGUGUGUGUCGAUUGCGUAGCCCUCCGCAUUUCUUUGUGCUUCUCAAACAUUUAAUUUCACUACCCGUCAGUCCUACAUGAAAGAGUCUGUGUAUGUGUGUGUGACUAAUGUUUUCGCCUUUUUCGCUCUGAACCCUAAGCACAAUUGUGUGUGUGUGUGUGUGUAUGUGUGCAUGCAUCGUAAUGAUUUCUCCUAUGGGAGGAAUGGUAUUGAUAUUAGUGUUUACAUUAUAUUAAUAUUUCCGAUGCUUCUUUUGACAAAGGUUUUUUUUAUUACCUUUGCGCUGUAAAGUUCACUAAAUCGCCAACCUGGCUGUCCUGUAAAAAAACAUACACUAGCUUGGGUAUUACUGUGGCCCACUAACUGCUUAUUAAUCAGUCACUGUAACAUGUAAACAAAAAUAAUAAUAUUCCUCAAUCAUCUGUAUAUACCCCUGCAUCAUAUGUGCAGUAGAUAGCUGCUUGAAAUGACCCUCACUGAUCCAAGUGAUCAGCUUUUUCUGUCUCUUUCAGUUGUUUUUCUUUCACUAGUUGGCCUUAAAUCACUCUCAGGAGGUUUUACAUCAGUAGGUUUGUCACUGGACGGGGUUUCUGUCAUGUGGGUUGUCACCAUUAUUCAUGUGUAAUCAGUCAAAGCAGGGUAAGUAAAUCAAUGGAACGGCCUCUUUCUCGACAUAUGAAGUAAAUGUCUUGAUCCACUUAAAGAUGUUUUGCAUGACAUCACUGGGAAAAUCAAAAUACACCCGGUAGCAUCAAACACCCUGUCGCAGCCAUCCUGAGGUGUAUUUCAUAAAUGCGAUUAUUUCAGUCUAAAAACUAAAAAAGGUGCACUCACUAUAGCACCUCCGUGAAGACACUAAUUGGCUGAAAGGCGUCAUAAAACAAACUUCAUUCAAACUAAAAAACAAGCAGCUAUGUAUGCAGAUAAAUGGCUCGAGUCGUCGUAUAAGUUAUUGCCCACAAUCUCGCCUAAAACAAAAUUAAGUGAGUGGCGGUGAUGUACUUAGCAGUGUCAUCGCUAGCAACCCCUACCGACUGGUGGUUGGUGUGAGUGAGUUGCAGAAUUAAGCAGAUAAUGAAAGGUGUUUUGAGAGAAAGUAGGAAUUGCCACAACUACAAGAGGUCCUUGAGAAUGCAGGCAUAACUGGCCACCCAAAAUAUUAUGAAUUUUUCUGCAGCAGAACGCAAGAUUAGUCGUGGACGGACACAGAUGAGCACACUCACUCACGGACACACAUGCAUGCACGUUUCUCCUGGCUGAGACAACAAUAGCAUCAUUGCCUCCCCUAGAUAUUUAUCAUUCUUCUUUUAAACCCAAGAUUCUGAUGCCUCAUGAAAAUACCUUUUCAUCUGUAAUUUAUAAAAGAAUCUAUAAAUAUUGCCAAAUUUUUUUAUGCCGUAAAAUUGGAGAAAGGCACUUAAAAGAUACUCCAAACUACAAGUAGCACUAAAUUCUGGCAUGUUGAAUCAGAAUGGGGCUGCUGCUCGUGUUCCUUCAAAAGCCUUAAAGAGAUGAGGACACACUCACAAAGCCUUUUUAGUGGUUAAUCAGUGCUUACGACUGUUCACUCAAGCACUCACCUUGUUUUAAAAGCUGAAACUGUUUUUCUUUUUCACCCCCCCCCCCCCAUAACAUUUGUGUAUGAAGGAUGUCUCAUUACGCUUUCACCACUGCACUGAAUUGCACAACUCGUGGUCUUUUUCGAAUUAAACAAAACAUUUUUUGUAAGUUCAGAUUUGGGAGUUUUUUUUUUUUUUUUUUUUUCUAGCUGGAUUCGAUGUAGCGUCCUUGUAAAUAACAGCUAGCGUCUCUUAAUGUUAGACUUAACGCUUGCCUUAUUGUAAGUGGAGAAAAAAAUUAGCGUCAUAAUGUUGGAAUUGCUGAUUUCUAAAUGUAGUCACAUUCCAGGUUUCUGAUCAUGUAGUGUAUAUUUAUAUUUGUAGUAAAGUAUUUAUGUAUUAUCAUUGGUUGUUCACUUUUCUUGCUCCACAAUGUUUACAUGUCAAACAUUAAUACUUGGGGUUAGACUGAAGGGCUGAUGCUUAUUCUAUCUGUCAGUAGCUAGUAUUUUGCAUUAAUGUUCAUUAUUUUAGUUUUUUUUUUUACCAUUUCUGUCCUUCUGUCGUUCCCCUCCAAAAACUAUUUUGGUAAAAGUGGAACACGUCUGUAUUCUAGAAGAUUUGGGAUAAACAUUCUUUGAAUUGUUCUUCAAAAUUAUCAUAAAAAGUAACAAAAUAUACUAUUAAAGCGCUAUGAAUUGAUCGAUAAUUUCUGUGUAAUCAAGCAGUUCCCUUUUUAGACCACAUGGGGUAACAUUAGCACCAAAACAAUUAGCUAAGAAACAAAGCUAAAAUGCUCCGAAGAGCUACGUAGAACUCUAAAGUUAAUUAUCUACAGGUCGAUCACGAAAAACAACACAUUUCAUGUUAUUUCAUUAAGUUAUUUUAUCCAAUUCUACUACAAAAAAAUAUUGAUUUGUGUAAUUUUAAAUAUUUGGCAAGAGUAAAUAAAAUGUCCACAAUGUUAAAGCUCUAACAAUAGAUGUUUUUUUGGGGUGUUGUUCCUGUAAAUUCUCUUAAAAAGUCUUUAGCUGCGAAAUCACUAUGCUAGCCGCUAUCUUUGUCUACCCGCUAGUGCUAACCAGGUAGCGUACAGCGGGUUUCUCAGAGUGCUUAUUUGCUGAAACACUCUGCAUACUAUAAUAAAGGUUGAGUGCAGUGGAGUUUGCAAUUUGGAAAAAAACUAAACAAUGAGCUAAAAGAAGCUAGAAAAAAGUUUGUAGAGCUGCAUUCAUGUUUUUGGCCACUUGGUGGCAGCAGAACAACGGUAAACAAACAGUAACAUAUUGUCAAAACAACAUGCUAGCAAACAGAUAUAACUUACAAAUGUUUUCAAGACUCUUAAUGUAGCUGAACCGCUUUCAUAAUAGAAACACGUUAACCGUUUUUGUCAAACAUCAAUAUUGGUGAGCUGAUCUCAGUCCAACCCUAAGUAUCAUAUAGAGUCAUGUCAUAAAGCGUCAUCUGGGAUCUACAGGGUUAUCAACGAUGCUACCGAACAAUCAGGAUUUAAAGCUCUACUUUCCAUUUUAACUGGACCAGCUUCUUCCAGUCAUUACUGUUUUGUUUUUUUAUCAUGUCCUUGUAACUGAUUUCUUUUAGGCUUAACUUUACACAGUAGUUGAAAAAGACGUUAAAGUUCUGAUGGAUUGCAGGAUUAGUUGUUUUCAGAAGCAGAAGAGGCAGGUUGUAAAUUGUUUAUUUCCUUUUUUCUAAAAGACGUAGCAGUUAUAGGAGUCAUUUUUGCUUUCAAACACUAACACACGAACCUUCAUAUUGAUGAAGAAUCUUUCAAAGACCACUCAUAUUUUUCACUCCGGUCCAGAAAUCUCAAACUCUGUAAAUUGAUUUCCAUUUGUUGUUUUUGACUUCAGAUGCUUGUAAAAAUACACAUGCGGUUUGUUUAAUGCAUCUCUCCAAAAUAACUGUAUUUUUUAAAUACUUUUGUUGACAAUACAGUACUGACUUAAGUCUCUCUGGACCCUCGAAACAGGACACAGAGAGGAAAGAAUUGAUGCUUAAUAAAGAUAUUCUGA
This is a messenger RNA of Anoplopoma fimbria (sablefish), 5073 nucleotides long. It is a transcript of the gene wdfy1, whose product is annotated as WD repeat and FYVE domain containing 1. Bases 56 to 1288 code for a protein of 410 amino acids. The transcript has 12 exons. The record is from RefSeq and is a predicted model, not a curated record. Lineage: Eukaryota; Metazoa; Chordata; Actinopteri; Perciformes; Anoplopomatidae. Gene Ontology annotation, molecular function: protein binding; metal ion binding.